Molecule: messenger RNA, 1170 nt
Organism: Didymosphaeria variabile
Lineage: Eukaryota; Fungi; Ascomycota; Dothideomycetes; Pleosporales; Didymosphaeriaceae
Exons: 2
Coding region: 1-1170 (389 amino acids)
Source: RefSeq, a predicted model, not a curated record
AUGAACUCCAGAAAGACUGGCACCGCCCCACUGUCAAUACGAACCUCAUCCUCCACCGCCUCGUCGCCCACCACGUCGACGGCUGAGCCCGACGACGAAGACGUCAAGAUGUCCAUGGCAGAGUACCACCCGCCCUCGCGGCCCUUGACCGUGUCGAUACCACGCAGCAUCGCCUCUGCCUCCAACCGAAGACCCAACCUCUCCGAAAUCCUCGCAAACACCGCUCCCCCGCCCUACACACUCAGCUCCUUCAUGGCCUUCCUGUCCCAAAACCACUGCUUGGAGAAUCUCGAAUUCACAAUGGAUGCCUCUCGGUACCGAAAACACUACUCAAAGAUGGUCAACCGCCAUCCGGGCACUCCCAUCUCUCCUCUCUCUGAUGAAUGUGCAUACGUGUUGAUGCUGUGGAGACGCUUGAUUGACGCCUACAUCCGCGAGUCCGGGCCUCGAGAGGUCAAUCUUCCGGCCGACGUCCGUGACACCCUGCUCAACCUCUCCGAUUCGUACGUUCCGCCGCACCCCUCAGCAUUGGAUGAGGCCGUCAACAAAAUCUACGAGCUCAUGGAGGAGAGCGUACUCGUUUCUUUCCUCAACUCAGCAUCACCUAUGAGCGCUUUGGCAUCAGCUGUUAGCCACGACAGCCACGACUCGAGCGCGACCCGUUCUUCUACCCGGAGUUACGAUGAACGCACGCUCUACCACGCUCGCACUUCCGCUCACCCUCCCGUCCACCAGCGUGCUUCUGCACCAUCCUCACUCACCUCCAACUUCAUGCACGCACGCCCCUUCUCACAUUCUCGCUUCAACUCCCAACCGGCAACCUCAUCGGCAUCACCCUCUCGCGGCGCACUAAGUUACGCCAGUGGUAGUGACGCGUUGACCGACGACUCUGGCAGUAGAAGCCCAUCAGGCAUGAGUGAUCCGCUGACUCCACCGGGAACACCGCCAAUGAGCGACUAUCCGAUGACCGAUUUUCAGCAAGCCUACUACGAGAACGGAUCGAACAGUGGCACUCCUAGCCCCCGGACGAGCCGAGGCGAACAUAGUGGUUUGGCGAAUGCGACCCGAGACAGCUGGAAGCGAGUGAGCAGUAAGCUGUGGCCGAAAAAGAGAAGUGGUGGCCACCUGAGAGAGGAAGAGCAGGGAGUUGUGGAAGGAGGACUCUUCUGA